AUGCGCCCCUUCUCUCGUCUCGCCGCCUGGGCCUCCCUCCUCGCGCCCGUCCUGGGCGCGGUGACCUGGGACGCGACCCCCUUCAACCCCGCGUCCGUCCCGCUCGCGGUCCGGACCCCGUACCUCUCCGCCUGGCUCGCUCAAGGUUCCGGCACUGCUCUGAACGACAACUGGCCUCAGUUCUGGACCGGCAGCAUUCUCGGCUGGGCAGGCUUCAUCAAGGUGGACGGUACUGCCUACUCCUGGAUGGGUGCUCCCUCCGUCCCGGGCGCGUCCUUCAACAAGGCGACCCAGAAGAGCCUCAAGUUCACGUCCACCCAGAGCAUCUUCGUGAUGUCUGCCGGGCCCGUCGACCUCACCGUCACCUUCCUCAGCCCGGUCGAGCCCGACGACCUUCCCACGCAGUCGAUUCCCUUUUCUUACGUCGCGCUCUCCGCCGCCGCCAACGACGGCGGCUCGCACUCCGUCCAGGUCUACGCCGACAUCAGCGCAGAGUGGGUCACCGGCGACAACAGCCGCACCGCCAACUGGACGAUCACCACCGGCCCCAUCCUCACCCACCAGGUCCAGCUCGCGUCCCAGACCGUGUACACCGAGUCCAACGACCACACCCAAUAUGGGUCCGCAUACCACUCCACCCCGAACACCCAAGGCGCGACCUGGCAGUCUGGUGAGGACACCGUCGUCCGCGCCCAGUUCAUCAACAACGGCAAGCUCGCCAACUCCGCCGACACCCAGUUCCGUGCUGUCUCCGACCGCUGGCCCGUCUUCGCCUUCGCCCAUACCUCGUACAUCACGCCCAACAACGGCCGGCAGGACCGCAGCCUGCUCUUCUGGACCAAUUCUCUUCCGUCGCUAAUGUGGUAUAUCUCGUCGUUCAUCAAGGACUACUCGAACGCGCUCUCUCGCGCCAACGCGUUCGACGCGAAGGUCGCCGCCGAUGCCAACAAGAUCUCCUCUGACUACGCGGACAUCGUCGCGCUCUCCAUCCGUCAGACCCUCGGCGCCUGCGAAAUCACCAUCUCUAAGAACGCCGACGGCUCGUUCAACACUAACGACAUCACCACUUUCAUGAAGGAGAUCUCCAGUGAUGGCAACACGAACACUGUGGACGUUAUCUUCCCCUCGUGGCCCCUGUUCCUGUACACCAACCCGGAGAUCGGCAAGCAGUUGCUCCUUCCUCUCUUCCAGUACCAGGCGAGCGGCCAGUACCCCAACCCAUGGGCGGUCCACGACAUCGGUGCUCACUACCCCAUGGCCAUUGGUCACAACGACGGGCAGGAUGAAGCGAUGCAAGUCGAGGAGUCCGGCAACAUGCUAAUCAUGACCCUCAGCUACAUCCAGAAGACCAACGACACCUCCCUCGUCACCUCCUUCGUCAAAAGCCUCCUCGACCAGUGGACGCAGUUCCUGAUCGAGGACGCGCUCAUCCCCGCCGAGCAGCUCAGCACGGACGACUUCGCGGGCACGCUCGCCAACCAGACCAACCUCGCCAUCAAGGGAUCAUCGGCAUCAAGGCCAUUACAACAACGAGGACUCGUGGGGCCUCGCUACAACCUGUACGCCGACAAGCUCCUCGGCACCAACAUCUUCCCCCAGUCGAUCUACGAGCUCCAGACUGCCUGGUACAGCAGCCACGCCAACGCAUUCGGCGUGCCCCUCGACACCCGCCACACGUACACCAAGUCCGACUGGGAGAUCUGGACGUCGGCGCUCGUGACGUCGACGGAGGUGCGGGACAUGCUCAUCAGCUCCGUGCGCAAGUACGCCGCGGACGGCUCGAGCUCGCAGCCGCUCGGGGACUGGUACGAGACCACGAACGGCGCCGUCGAGGGCUUCCGCGCGCGGCCCGUCGUCGGCGGCCACCUUGCCCAUCUCGCUCUGCAGUGA
Molecule: messenger RNA, 1890 nt
Organism: Epithele typhae
Lineage: Eukaryota; Fungi; Basidiomycota; Agaricomycetes; Polyporales; Epitheliaceae
Exons: 17
Coding region: 1-1890 (629 amino acids)
Source: RefSeq, a predicted model, not a curated record